Messenger RNA from Pangasianodon hypophthalmus (striped catfish), 1751 nucleotides. RefSeq names its product leucine rich repeat containing 59 (gene lrrc59). The transcript is spliced from 8 exons. NCBI's taxonomy places the organism in Eukaryota, Metazoa, Chordata, Actinopteri, Siluriformes, Pangasiidae. The record is from RefSeq and is a predicted model, not a curated record. Gene Ontology annotation, molecular function: protein binding. Bases 164 to 1108 code for a protein of 314 amino acids.
UGGGAUACGGCCAUAUUGGACCUCUGGCUGCCAGCUCAACCAGCAGUACGGUGAAUGAAUGACGUGGAUUUUCAAUCACUUAAAUUUCAACUUUGAGCUGAGUGCAGGUCUGAGUGUUGCUCUUCGUACUGGCUGAAUAUUGUGUUGUCACCGCAGCAAAGCAAUGAAUAAAGCCAAAGUUGAGAGUCUUCGAGACAAGGUGGAGGGAAAUGAGCUGGAUCUCAGCCUGUGUAACCUUACAGAUGUCCCAGUGAAGGAGCUUGCUGCUGUUCCUAAAGCCACAGUCCUGGACCUUUCCUGUAACAAUCUCACAACUCUAACUCCUGAGUUCUGUACACUGACUCACCUGGUUAAAGUCGACCUGAGCAAGAAUCAGCUGGUGAGCCUGCCGGAGGAAAUCGGGCAUCUGUACAGCCUGCAGCAUCUGGAUCUGUACAACAACAAGCUGACCAUGCUGCCUCUCAGCUUCUGCCAGCUCAGGAGUCUGAGAUGGCUGGAUCUUAAAGACAACCCUCUGGAGCCGACGCUGGCCAAAGCUGCAGGAGACUGUCUGAAUGAGAAACAGUGCAAGCAGUGCGCAGGAAGGGUUCUCCAGCACAUGAAGUUUCUCCAAGAAGAAGCAGAUAAGGAGCGGGAACGCCGGCUGCUGAAGGAGAAAGAGCAAGAAAAGAAGAGAGAAGCGAAGCAGAGGGAGAGAGAGGCCCGGGAGAGAGAAGCACAAAAAAAGAAAAAGGCUGAGGAGAAGGAGAGGAAAAGGAAGGAAUAUGAAGCACAGAUGGCUGCUCAGGCUGCACAGGAACAACAGAAGAAGAAGAAAGAGGAGAAGAAAAAGAGAGUCAGCCAAAAUCAAGAUAAAAAGAAGGCCUCCGGUGGCGUGCCUCAGUCCAGGCGCUCUGUGUGCGCUCGGCUCUUCUCUCUGCUCCUGAGGAUUCUGCUCCUUCUCAUCAUCGGAGCUGCAGCAGUGAUCGGCGCUUGUCGGGUCACUGAGCUGAAGAAGGAGGCGUUUUGUGCUCCUGUAAAUCUGUACACAGAUGAGGCGCUGAGCUGGGUUCGAGGCCUGGACGUGGUGCAGCAAGUCAUUCAGAAAAUCUCUGACCUUCAACAAUGACAACUCACUGGCUCAGACUGACGAGACGGCGUCCAUCUUGCCCCAGGGUUCAGUCUGGAGAGGAAAAUAAGUGUACUGGGACACUACAAGGAAUGUUGUUCCCCUGUUUCGGUGUCUCAUUUUAAAACCAUGGCAUGGCUGUAUAGGGGAAAAAAUGCUCAGAUUUCCACAACAGAAACAGGGGAAAGUGGACUCUGGGUCUUUAUGGCUGCUUUCGAGCUACUGAACAAAGAGGCUUGCCUUCAAAUGUGACCUUUUAGCGCCUUAUGUACUGUUCAUAAAUGUCUUAUUGAAGCAAACAGCUGCUGAAUUGGGAGCAUGCGUGCAUAUUUAUAAUCAUGUAGGGAAAAAAACACACAUGGGAUGUACAAACUCUACCAUUUUCUCUCCCAAUACAAUGCAGAUAAAAAAAUUUAAAAAAUCUCCCUGCUUAUGUCUUUAAUUUUCUUGUCUAAGACACAUCUGUGCUGUGAACAUGAGCGACAGGAAGUACGGUUACACGCCGACCGUCUUCCACACCGCUGUACAUGUACUAAAAGUAUGGAUUUGUAUACAUUUGUAAUUUUUUUAAAAAUGGAUUUUAAAUCUUACUCUGAUAAGUCAGGGAGAUUAAAGGCAUGAAUAAAUGUCACCAUAUUGCAAA